Molecule: messenger RNA, 2412 nt
Organism: Linepithema humile (Argentine ant)
Lineage: Eukaryota; Metazoa; Arthropoda; Insecta; Hymenoptera; Formicidae
Product: putative cystathionine gamma-lyase 2
Biological process (GO): transsulfuration
Cellular component (GO): cytoplasm
Molecular function (GO): carbon-sulfur lyase activity; pyridoxal phosphate binding
Source: RefSeq, a predicted model, not a curated record
UCGUUAAUCUUGAUUUCACUGAUUUAUACUAGAUUUCCGUCUCUUUCUCGAACACGAGAAUAUGAGGAUGAAUACAAGUGACAGUCAUGUUGUAUAUAUAAAUGAUAGAAUGAUAAUAUUACAAGAGUAAUAAAACUGAUAAGAUGACAUUUAUCAGUCCGCCAAUUAUUAAAGGAACGAAUAAACUGCUGACAAUUUAAAAAAAAUACUCUACUGACACGUUGCGAUAAUUCAACGAUAUAUCAAAUGUCGCGUAAGUGCAUCGCCGUUUUGACAGUGUCACCACAUUUAGCAUCCCACCAUUCUCUCAUCAGACGAGUGACUGUGCACGUUGUAGACUGAUAAAUACGUACGUCGGUACGAUCAAUUCAUUUUAGUUAAAGGUGUUCCAGCAAAAGCUUGGUAUCAACAAAGUUAUAUUUCUUCCGCCAAUUCGUCAUCGGAACAAGGUCGUUUCAUCAUUCAAACUCGUUGAACAUGGCUUCAGCAAGAGGUUUUUCGACUAUAGCCAUUCAUGCUGGACAGGAUCCGCAACAAUGGACACAUGCUUCAGUUGUUCCUCCUCUGGUGAUGUCUACGAGUUUUCAACACGAUGCUCCAGGGCAGCACAGAGGUUACGUUUACGGCAGAAGCGGCAAUCCUACGCGCACCGUACUGGAAACAUGUUUGGCAGCUUUAGAAGAUGGCAAACACUGUCUGACGUUUGCCUCUGGCUUAGGCGCAACGACUGCAAUUACAGCUUUAAUACAAGCAGGAGAUCACUUAGUCGCUUCAGAUGAUCUUUACGGUGGAACCAACCGUUUGUUCCAAAAAUGUUUGAUCAAGCAGAAUAUAAAAUCGACAUUUGUCGACAUGACUAGUGUACAGAAUGUUAUAGAUGCCAUACAACCAAAUACAAAGAUGAUCUGGCUGGAAUCGCCGAGCAAUCCAUUGUUAAAAGUUGUAGAUCUUAAAGCUCUUGUCGAUGCCGUGAAAUCUCGUCGUCCAGACAUUAUUGUAGUUGUCGACAAUACCUUCUUGACAUGCUAUUUUCAAAAACCACUCGAGUUUAAAGUUGACAUUUCAAUGUAUUCACUUACGAAAUACAUGAACGGACAUUUGGAUGUUCUUAUGGGUGCUGCAAUCACGCGCCGGGACGAUCUCGGAGAAAAGUUGCGAUUUUUGCAAAAAGUCAUGGGCAUCGUUCCAUCACCUUUUGACUGCGCCUUAGUUAAUCGUAGCAUAAAAACUCUCGAGCUUAGAAUGCAGCGGCACAUGGAAAACGGCUUGGCUGUGGCCAAGUUUCUAGAAUCUCAUUCGAAUGUCGAGCGAGUUCUCCAUCCCUAUCUCCCGUCACAUCCACAGCACGAUGUUGCACUUAAACAAUCAACCGGACACAGUGGAAUGGUCUCCUUUUAUCUGAAAGGCAACUCUCACAAAUUCCUGAAAGCAUUGAAAGUUUUCACUCUAGGUGCAUCCUUAGGAGGUUGCGAAUCGCUAGCCGCAUUACCAUGCAUUAUGACGCAUGCAUCCGUACCGGAAGAUGAACGAGCAGCGUUAGGCGUAACUGAUCAAUUGAUCAGACUGUCUGUCGGUCUGGAAUCGAAGCAGGACCUCAUAGCCGACAUCCAACAAGCAUUAGAUGCCAGUCAAUAAAUUAAGAAAUGCAAGAUAACAGCGAAUUAAUAACAGAUAUUUUAAUCUAUAUAUAUUAACUCUGUGUUCGCGCGUAUAACUAACGUCAGGUACAAUCUAAUAGAUUUCUAUAAUGCAUAUAUGAAUAUUACAUCAAGUUCACCUAUCAAUAGGUAUACGAAGAGAUUUUAUUUUAUAAAAUAUUUUUACAUUCCAUAGUUCUCAGAUUUAUAUUAGGAACACUAUACGACGCGGCAAUGUUUUGACAUGUUAUUGUUCGUUCCGAUUUCUUUUGGUUUUGUUUGUGCCUUUCUGAGAAUGUGCGAAUUUUCUGAAGAAACAACGAAUUACAUUUUUAAAUUAAUAUACAGUUAUUAUGUUGUAAAGUACGAAUAAAAAAAUAUCAAAUACUCUUAUUGUUAGUGAAUCAUAAAAAUUGACUUCAUAACCGAGAAAUACAAUAAACAUGAUUUGCAUUGAUUGCACCUUGCCUUAAAAUAAUAUAUACUCGCUGAGAAAUACCGUUAUAUAAAAACUGGACAUUAUUUGUACUACAAUGAUUAUAAGACUUUUGUUAGUGAUUAUAAGACAAAUCAAGAGACAUUUCAAAGAUGUUAUGUAAAAGUGUUGGCAACACGUUUGCUUUAUUAUGGAUAUUUUAUAUGAUAUUGUGUGACGCGACAAAUGAAGUACAUUUUUUUUAUCAAUAAUGCGCCACACAAUAAUUGCUAUUCUUUAGCAAUAAAUACACGUAAAUUUAGCAAAUUUUGCCAUAAAUAAAUCUUUAUUUGAUAUUUC